Messenger RNA from Aspergillus saccharolyticus JOP 1030-1, 1226 nucleotides. Its product is annotated as protein transporter TIM23. Gene Ontology annotation, biological process: protein import into mitochondrial matrix. Gene Ontology annotation, molecular function: transmembrane protein transporter activity. The record is from RefSeq and is a predicted model, not a curated record. Lineage: Eukaryota; Fungi; Ascomycota; Eurotiomycetes; Eurotiales; Aspergillaceae. Bases 172 to 789 code for a protein of 205 amino acids. Gene Ontology annotation, cellular component: mitochondrial inner membrane; TIM23 mitochondrial import inner membrane translocase complex. The transcript is spliced from 2 exons.
CACCAAUCUGUCAGAAGCUCAGUCGAGUUCUUCCUCGCGACCAAAAGACCUUCCUCCCUCCCAGCCAAGUACUACCCCACUGGCCAGUGACUCCUUUUCUCUCUCCUUCCCUUUUCGUCUUCUUCAUCUUCUGUAUUCUUUAUAAUAUAUUCACCGUCCCCCGCUCCAAACAUGUCUAUCUGGGAUUCGCUCAGUGGUCGCAAACAGGACAAGGGUCCCGGCGCCUUCGAUCCUACUACUGCGCAAGAUGCUACCUCUUUCCUCUCCGAAAUCUCCAUUCCCGAUCCUACUCAGCUUCAUCCUCUUGCUGGCUUGAACCAAGAUACCCUCGACUACAUCUCCCUCGAAGACUCCGCCCUCGAUCAACUGCCCGGUGACCGCUCGGUGCUGCCCUCCCGCGGAUGGUCCGACGAUCUCUGUUACGGAACUGGUACCACCUAUCUUGCUGGCUUGACAAUCGGAGGUGCAUGGGGUCUGGCGGAGGGUCUCAGGAAGACACCGGUAACGGCACCCCCGAAGAUCCGCCUCAACGGUGUCCUGAACUCGAUCACAAGAAGAGGACCCUUCCUCGGAAACUCGGCCGGUGUGGUGGCGAUGGUAUACAACGGCUUCAACUCAGGUCUCGGAUAUGCCCGUGGAAAACACGACGCGGCCAACAGCAUUGUCGCCGGUGCUUUGAGUGGUAUGGUGUUCAAGAGUACUCGCGGCUUGAAGCCCAUGCUCAUCUCCGGCGGCAUUGUGGCCGGUAUCGCGGGAACUUGGGCUGUGGCAAGGAAGGCAUUCCUGUAGACGCCCGACCAGUCUAUCCACUUGUAUUUUAGCAACUCGAGCCGAGACGACGACUUUGAUCCGAUCAUGCGUUCGAGAAUCCAUAUGAUGUGUAUGGCCUGUUUUCACCAAAGCGGGAGAGGUUGAUUUUGUUGCUUCACUUCUAUUUGUUCACGUUGUAUUAGAACGGUUUCCCUUUUUUCCAUCGCCCUUUUCUUUUUUUUUUUUCUUUUUUUUUAUUUUGUCUUACAGAUCUCUUCCCUCUGGCGCACAAAGCAUCUUUCUCGCAUUAUCCAUGGGUUUGGACCGGCAUGGAAAUGGAUUUUUGUUUGUUCACUCUCUGUACAUAUAACGCUCUUCACUGGAUUUGUGGUUCUUGCGGGCGAAACUGUUGCAGGUACCAUUUCGUCUUUUCAAGUAACCCUAAUGUUACCAGUUCGCAAUAAAAUGAAUGGGAC